AUGUUUUUCAGAGAAGUUUCAGUCGGCAACAAACAUCAAAGAUCUCACACACAGGAGAAGCCAUUUCCUGAUCCUGAGUGCGGGAAAUGUUUUUCACGAAAAUACCAUCUAUUACACACAUCAAGAUCUCACACAGGAGAAGCCGUAUUCCUGUCCGCGGAGGUGCGGGAAGUUUUUUUCACAAAAAAUACCAUCUUUACACCCAUCAGAGAUCUCACACAGGGAGAAGCCGUAUUCCUGUCCCGAGUGUGUGAAAAUGAUUUUUUCCACACCAAGUCCCAGUCAUUACACUCAUAA
This is a messenger RNA of Staurois parvus, 297 nucleotides long. The record is from the annotation of a GenBank genome assembly. Lineage: Eukaryota; Metazoa; Chordata; Amphibia; Anura; Ranidae.